CACCUACACCUUUUAAGACAGUGACAGUGCAGACUGACCUCAGCUGUUUGGUUGAUAGCGUCUCCAAGGGCCGGGGAGACCAGACUUAUCCCAUGCCUCAAGUCACUGGGAAGCUCCCUUACUUAGGCCCUAGCCCAAAUCUUUCCCUUUCCAGGGAGGUAGGAUUCGCAGCACCUCACGCCCACGGGUUUGGGGGAGGGCUGAGCUCUUGCAAGCCUGGGGGCUCUCACUCCCGGUGACCCGCAGCCAGAGCCGUGGAGACAGCCGGCCCCGAGGGGCAGGCCCCGGCAGCCACCGAGGCACUGUGUUGGGAAGGUUAUUGCAGCUGUCAGAGCGCGUCCUCCUCUCCCUGGGAGCGCCAGUGUCCCUGCGGGGAGGCAGCGCCCGGUCUCCACCGGGACUGGCAAGCUGAGGGUGGGGGGCGGCCUGUAGAGCACGGUUGGCUCCGGAGCCAGGAGCCCUGGCAGGCGCCAUACUAGAAAUUAAAAUGGCUGCCCCGAGGAACGGAGCUCAGCUCGGGCCGUGAGGGGCUGCGCCUCCAGUCGCCUCACCUACAAGGGACGUCACCUCGCCGGACACACCUCGGACAGAAAUACAGUUCCCGCUUACCUGCUUCCUGUAACAAAGAGACUAUUUCUGAGCCGAACAGAAAAAUGAUAAAGUUUUUUCUCAUGGUGAACAAACAAGGUCAAACGAGACUCUCCAGGUAUUAUGAACAUGUGGAAAUUCAUAAACGGACAAUGCUGGAAGCUGAAGUAAUCAAAAAUUGCCUUUCCCGUUCAAGAGAGCAAUGCUCUUUCAUUGAAUAUAAGGAUUUUAAGCUAGUGUACCGACAAUAUGCAGCCCUUUUCAUAGUGGUUGGAAUCAGUGAAACAGAGAAUGAGAUGGCUGUAUAUGAACUAAUUCAUAAUUUUGUGGAGGUUUUGGACAGAUAUUUCAGCAGAGUGAGUGAAUUAGAUGUAUCCUUUCCAGUAUCACCACUAAUCCAUUUGUCAUUUUCUAUAAUGUUCAACUUGGAUAGAGUGCAUAUAAUUUUGGAUGAAAUGGUGUUAAAUGGCUGCAUCGUGGAAACCAACAAGAAUAGAAUUCUUGCACCUCUAUUUGUUCUUGACAAAAUGGCAGAAAGCUAGAAAGAAACAAGCCUACUGAGGAAUGUAUUUUACAAAGUAUUCUGAAAACCCCACGAACAUCCCUACAGCUCUGUUCUGAGACUUCCUAAGGUGAAAUCUUGCAGUAUUUUCAACUGGCUGGAACAUAUUGAAGCAAAGAAAUCUAAUGCAUAUUCCCUCUUCCUUUCUCCUCCAAUUCUAGAAAAAAAUAUGCCAUGCCAACGUAAAGGUGAAAAUUGGGAGGGGGAGGAACCAACAGGAACUUUUUCAAUGAGGCAAAUGUCAGUUGAGACAGCACUUGUCU
Molecule: messenger RNA, 1413 nt
Organism: Gopherus evgoodei (Goodes thornscrub tortoise)
Lineage: Eukaryota; Metazoa; Chordata; Testudines; Testudinidae
Gene: AP4S1
Product: adaptor related protein complex 4 subunit sigma 1
Exons: 6
Coding region: 654-1130 (158 amino acids)
Biological process (GO): vesicle-mediated transport; protein transport
Cellular component (GO): intracellular membrane-bounded organelle
Source: RefSeq, a predicted model, not a curated record